ACAAUUUACAAGAUGGCUACCAACCAUCUGUAGAUCACAUAAAAUUUAUCGUAAAUACUACAUAAAUUUAUACGUGCAAAGUAUAGUUAUAUAAACGCAAGAUUAAGAACAAAUUCAGUUAUGGGUGUACCGGCAUUCUUCCGAUGGCUCAGCCGAAAAUAUCCGUCAGUUAUAGUGGAAUGCAUUGAGCAAAAGACGACUACCACAAACGGGGUUCGUGUACCCGUCAAUUCCGCCGAUCCUAACCCCAAUGGGGUCGAAUUUGACAAUUUAUAUCUUGAUAUGAACGGUAUUAUUCAUCCAUGCACUCAUCCUGAGGACAAGCCAGCUCCAAAAAAUGAAGACGAAAUGAUGGACGCCAUUUUUGAAUGCAUUGAUAGAUUAUUUGCCAUUGUACGUCCAAGAAAAUUACUAUACAUGGCGAUCGACGGUGUUGCACCGAGAGCAAAAAUGAAUCAGCAGAGGUCCAGGCGAUUCCGAGCGUCUAAAGAAACGACAGAAAAGAUUGCUGAAAUCGAUAGAAUACGCUCAGAAUUAGCUCUUAAGGGUGCGUUUUUACCUCCUGAGAAACCCAAAGGGGACCAUUUUGACAGUAAUUGUAUUACGCCUGGUACUCCUUUUAUGGCGAGAUUAUCGGCUUGUUUACAUUACUACAUUCACGCACGAUUAAACAACGAUCCUGGAUGGCGUGGCAUCAAGGUUAUUCUAAGCGACGCAAAUGUUCCUGGAGAAGGAGAGCAUAAAAUUAUGGACUACAUCCGAAAGCAACGGAGUCAACCAGAUCACGAUCCUAAUACGCAGCACGUUUUGUGCGGAGCAGAUGCGGACUUGAUAAUGUUGGGAUUGGCAACACAUGAACCGAACUUUACGAUUAUCAGAGAAGAGUUUAAACCCAAUAAGCCAAGACCGUGCGAUAUCUGUGGUCAAUUGGGUCAUGAAAUGAAAGAUUGCACAGGCUCGGAGCCAGUCGCAAAAGAGGAAGAGAAUCUGUUCGGAUCCGAAUGUCAAUUUAUAUUCGUCAGAUUAAACGUACUUCGAGAGUAUUUGGAACGAGAAUUACAAAUGCCUAAUUUGCCUUUCAAGUACGAUUUCGAACGUGCUAUUGACGAUUGGGUCUUCAUGUGCUUCUUUGUAGGAAAUGAUUUUCUGCCGCAUCUUCCGUCGCUUGAAAUCAGAGAAGGUGCCAUAGACAGAUUAGUCAAUUUAUACAAGAAGACUGUGUAUAAAACAGGCGGCUUUCUGACCGACAGCGGCGAUGUGAAUCUGGACAGGGUUCAAAUGAUAAUGUCUGAUCUUGGGAACGUUGAAGAUGAGAUUUUUAAAAAACGCCAACAAGAUGAAUUGCUUUUCAAACAACGACAGAAAAACAAGAAGAGAAGGAUGGAGGCUAUCAGCAAUUACAAACCCAAUUGGGUUCCUGCUGGACAAUUUGCUCCAACUCCCUUGGGUCAAGGGACGCAGCCCGUACAAAAUGCUCGCCAGGAAGCAUUCCAAAUGCGAAUGCAGGGUAGAAAUUACGGUACGAGCGCUACAGAGAGAGCCUUGAAAGGAACGAACGCCAGCAAUGCUUUAGAGAGUAUGCUAGUACCAGAGGGAUCGGGCAACAAAGGACAGAAGCGAAAGGUCGAGAAUCAAACGACGGAGGAAUCAGACGACGAUCAAGCUCACGACGAGGUCAGACUAUGGGAAGAUGGAUUCAAAGAUCGAUACUAUGAGUCCAAAUUCGACGUUUGCAAAGACAAUCUGGCGUUCAGGAAUAAUGUCGCACUCCAAUACGUACGCGGCCUUUGCUGGGUGCUUCGCUAUUAUUACCAAGGCUGCGCGUCUUGGAAAUGGUAUUUUCCUUACCAUUACGCUCCAUUUGCCAGUGACUUUAUCAACAUAGGUGGACUGUCGACAGAAUUUGAGAAGGACACAGUUCCAUUUCGACCCCUGGAACAACUGAUGGGUGUUUUUCCUGCUGCGAGUAGCUCACAUGUUCCUCCCCCAUGGGCAAAAUUGAUGAGCGAUCCGAAAUCUUCAAUCAUAGAUUUUUAUCCUGAAGAUUUUAAAAUUGAUUUGAAUGGAAAGAAAUUUGCCUGGCAAGGAGUUGCUCUGUUGCCAUUUGUCGACGAAAAGAGAUUGUUCAAAGCUCUUGAGCCUUACUAUUCGUGUCUAAGCGAAGCAGAAAAAAAACGUAACGUCAGAGGUGACGAUCGAUUAUACGUCAGCCUUGAUAAUAAAGGCUACGAUUUUAUAACUGGAUUGUAUAAAAAUAAAGUGGACUCUAAUGUUGAAACUGACAUAUGCAUCGAUGGCAUGCGUGGAACGGUUUUACUAGCAGAGGAUUGCAUUGGAGAUGGUGCUACGUUGAAUUCCCCGAUCGGAGGGUUACCAGUACGAGAGAAUCGGGUUUAUUGCGUGAGAUUUCGAGAUCCGAAGUAUCAGAAAGAUUUCAUAUACCCAGCAAGGAAACUCAAAGGUGCCAAAGAGCCUCCUAAAGUUUUGAAACCUCAGGACUUUGAACAGAUGAAUCGAGCGAGCGGUGGUGGGGGAAAUCAGUGGCGUCCACAAAUUGGAUUCACACCUUCAACGCAAAGAGCUACUCUUGGAGACGCAGGUCAUCGAAUGUUAGGGCAUCACAGGAGCAACAAUAGCCCUGGACAAUACGCUUAUGUUCCCCCUCCGCAGGUUGGAUACCAUCAAAAUCGUGGGUACCAGAGUGGGUACCAUUCUGGUUCAUCCAACAGUGGCAACGCCGGCGGUUAUGGCGGCGUAACUUCUGGACCAGCCGGCGGCGGAAGUGGCGGAGGUGGUCGUGGAAGCUAUAAUCAGAAUCCACAAGCCGGAGUUUGGGCCACUGGCUACGUGGCUCACCAGCCUAACUACCAUCAACGUAACCAACACCAUAACCAACACUCUCAUCAGCAACACAACCGGCCUCAUCCUUAUCAGAAUAAAUCGCACAACAAUUACUCGAAUCCUCAAUGGAAUCAUUCGCAAAAUCGUCGAGGAGGAGGAGGAGGAGGAAGUGGUGGUGGCGGGUGGAGAGGCCGCUAAAAGUGGUUGAAACUUCAGGUCUCGUAAUCCACUGACUCAUAAUUCAGGUUUUAAUCAACCUGGAUUAUAUAAUAGCGUUGUGAAAACUCACAAGCGCAAUUGAUUAUUAUUUUACAUUUAUAAAACGAAAAAAAUAUCAUUUUUGUACACUAUCAAUUAACCAACGGCAACUUAAUUUGGAACAUAUAAAUA
Diprion similis is the source of this 3231-nucleotide messenger RNA. It is a transcript of the gene Rat1, whose product is annotated as 5'-3' exoribonuclease 2 homolog. Bases 121 to 3039 code for a protein of 972 amino acids. Lineage: Eukaryota; Metazoa; Arthropoda; Insecta; Hymenoptera; Diprionidae. Gene Ontology annotation, molecular function: RNA binding; 5'-3' RNA exonuclease activity; zinc ion binding. Gene Ontology annotation, cellular component: nucleus. The record is from RefSeq and is a predicted model, not a curated record. Gene Ontology annotation, biological process: nuclear-transcribed mRNA catabolic process. The transcript has 17 exons.